AUGGCUAAAACUAAGAAUAAAAAAGUGUCUUCUGAUCAAAUUCACAAGAAAAAGGAACAGUUACAUUUAAAAAAAUCCAUGAACCCAUUCGAAGUUCACAUCAAUAAGGAGAAAUUAAAAGUUAUUGGUAAGAAACAGAAAAAUGACAGAGGCCUACCUGGAGUCUCGCGAGCCAAAGCGCUGGAAAAAAGAAAACACACACUUCUCAAGGAAUAUAAAGUGCAGGAUAAGUCCAACAAAUUCACUGACAAAAGAAUUGGAGAGAGAAAUCACAAAUUGACCAGUGAGGAUAAGGUAAUGGCUCGUUUCACUGCCGUUCGUGUUAAAGCACACAACAAGAAGAGUAAAUUCAACCUUGCUGAUGAUGUAGUUCUUACCCACAGAGGACAGACUCUGAGUGAAAUUGAAAAAUUUGAUGACCCCAGAUCUGAUGAAGAUAGCUUGGAUGAAGAUGAAUCUGGAAAACUCGAUAGGGAUUUUGUGAAAGAGGCACAUUUCGGAGGUGGCAUGUUGAAAAAAACAGGAGUAGAAGGGGCAAAAAGUCACAAAGAUCUCAUUGAUCAGCUCAUAGCAGAAUCCAAAAAACGUAAAGCUGAAAAACAGAAAACCAAAGAAGCCACUUUAGAACUAACUGAAAAACUAGAUUCUGAAUGGAAAGAUCUCAUACCUCUCGUAAACCAAAAAUCAAAAAACGAUCCAGACGAUGUGGAAAAGCCACAAUUAGAUGAUUAUGACAAAGUCAUGAGAGAGCUAAAAUUUGAAGCCAGAGGUACUGUAUCUGACAGACUCAAAACAGAAGAUGAGGUAGCUAAAGAAGAAAAAGCAAGAUUGGAGAAGCUAGAAAAUGACAGAUUAGAAAGAAUGCAAGGUUACAUUGACGCGAAAAAUCCCAAACAGACGCACAGAAGUGCAGACGAUUUAGAUGACGAUUUCAUUCACGACGACGAUCCCGAGCCAGAUUACACUCUCAGUUAUGACAAUGAAGGAAAGUCCACUUUGCAAAUAGAGGCUAGUGUCAAUGGCAAACCCUUAACGGAAGCAGAAUCUUCGGCAGAUGAAGAUAACAGCAUUGAUGAAGAAUCAGAAGCAGACUCUGAGGAUAAUUUGUCCGAUCUGAAAGCAGAUUCUAGUGAUAGUGAGUCUGAAGAGGAAUCAAAGAUUGAGGAUAAUAAAACUGAAGAAAGUCCUGUAGAUCUCAUUGGGGAGACAAAGGAAGAUCUACAAAUGGAAAUAAAAAAUGAUUUGCUGCAGAGAAAAGAGAUAAUGGAAAAGGCAAGACAAGAGCUUCCUUUCACAUUCCAUUUGCCUGAUUCCUAUGAAACACUUCUCAAAGAACUUGAGAGCCAGUCAUGCAGUCAUCAAUGUGUGAUAAUUGAAAGAAUGAUCAAAUGUAACCAUCCCAGUUUGGCAGAGAGUAACAAGGAAAAUCUAGGUCUGCUCUUCGCCUACCUGUUGCAGUAUUUUAACGAUCUAUUUACCGAUUCUUCCAAAGUGGAAACUAUACAAGAUAGUUUUGACAUUUUCAAAGCUCUCGUGCCUCAGAUUUACCAACUAGCACAGCUCAAUCCCGAAAACGCACAUAAUUCCGUUUUGGAAGUGAUCAAGGAAAAACACGAGGACUACAGAAAAAAACCUGGGAUUUAUCCAGGGUUGGAAGUGUUGGUUUUUCUGAAAUUGGUCAGCAUUCUGUUUCCUACGUCUGAUUUUCGUCAUCAAAUUGUCACGCCUUGUUUUGUUUUCAUGGAGCAAAUGCUCAACAAGUGUAGAGUCAGAAAUAGAAGAGACAUUUCCUAUGGACUGUUCCUCUGCACUUUGGUUCUUGAGUACACUACAAUAUCCCAGAGGUAUCUACCGGGUGUUAUAAAUUUUCUAGCUGGCCUCCUUCACAUGGCUAUACCUAAAACUGGUGUAAAAUUGGUGAAAGUGCCGCCACCUUUCAAGUCUACCUCGACUUUAUUGGUCCUUUUAGAAAAUCUCAGUCUGAGCUUUUCAGAUUCCUCUGAGAAAUGCUUCCAAAUGAAAAAUACCGACUUGCUCUCUACGGAAAUCGACGAGGAAUUCAAAGUGAGGGCUUUGCACACGGCAAUCGGGUUGUCGGAAGAAUUCUAUCGGCAUUUUGAAAAACUUCCCAGCAACGUGGAAAUAUUUUCACCGAUCCAGAAAUAUUUGGAGCUCGUACCCGCUUUAAAUUAUCCCAGAAAAGUGGCGAAUGGGAUGGAAAACUUGUCCAACUGUUUGAACAAGACGAAAUCCGAAAGAAUUUUGAAUUAUAUCGUGAUGGAAGCUACGAGGCCAAAGGCUUUAAGGCUAUACGAACCUAAAAUUGAACCAGUUUAUGAUGGAAAACGGUUCAAAGUGCAAUCAAGGGAAAAACGCGAGCAAAGUAAAUUGUUGCAUAAGCUCAAAUCGGAAAAGAAGGGGGCUUUGAGGGAAAUCAGGAGGGAUAAAGCCUUCCUAGGAAGGGUCAAGAUAAACCAGCGGAUACAGAGUGAUAAGGAGAGGAUUGAGAAAGUUAAGAGAAUUUAUGCAGAAGCAUCAAUGCAACAAAGUGAACUCAAUGAGUUGGAUAGAAAGAAGAAACGAAAAAAGUGA
Phaedon cochleariae (mustard beetle) is the source of this 2592-nucleotide messenger RNA. The record is from the annotation of a GenBank genome assembly. NCBI's taxonomy places the organism in Eukaryota, Metazoa, Arthropoda, Insecta, Coleoptera, Chrysomelidae.